Lodderomyces beijingensis is the source of this 558-nucleotide messenger RNA. NCBI's taxonomy places the organism in Eukaryota, Fungi, Ascomycota, Pichiomycetes, Serinales, Debaryomycetaceae. The record is from the annotation of a GenBank genome assembly.
AUGUUCAAGAAAUUCACCAGAAAAGACAUCCACUCGCGCUCCAACAUAAAGUCCUCGGCCCAACGAGGCCUCAAGCUGAAUUUCACUGCGGCAUACCCGAAACUCGAAGCAGCUAUCGAUAACUUAAUCCCCAAGAAAUCGCAAGUGAUAUUGAUCAAAUGCGAAGAUAAAAUACAGUUGUACUCCGUCAACAACGGAGACGGAUCGAAUGACGUGGUCUUGUUUCAGCAUUUCGAUGACAUCGUGCCCACUUUGAAAGUAGUGCAUCAAUACCCUGAAUGCUUCCCCCGCGUGCAAGUUGAUAGAGGAGCGAUAAAGUUCGUGCUAGGUGGUGCCAAUAUCAUGUGUCCCGGUUUGACUAGUAAAGGCGCAGCGUUGCCCGAUGAGAAUUGGGACGUGGGUACGAUUGUUGCUGUUUAUGCUGAAGACAAGGAGAAUGCGUUGGCGUUGGGGAAAUUGACGAUGAGUAUUGAUGAUAUAAAGAGCAAGAACAAGGGUGUUGGGGUAGAGUUGUUGCAUUACUUGGGAGAUGGAUUGUGGCAUCAUAAGGAGGAUUAG